UCAUUCCUAAACGAAUCAACAUACAUCAUGGCACAAUGGGGUUUAGAAGACAGACGGGCUCGCAUUUGCCUGAUCCCUCUUCCAAGCAUCCCGCAACUCAGAGCCAAGGCACGCGAGGCUGGAGUUUACAUAUCUGGGGCUCUGUUUGCGCUCGGUUGGUGGUUCUUUAUCGACGCAUGCGUACUCUCUAAGCAUUUUGACGAAACUAACAAUGAGAAGAAAGUAUCAGUGGAGUUUGUCGAUUGGGUCCCUGGUAUUUGCAGUGCCCUGGGCAUGAUCAUCAUCAAUUGUGUUGACAAGGAGUCUCUUCGAGGUGAUUCAUUUUCUUUCUCGAACACUGGUGGCAUAAGCGUAGCCUGGGCUGCCAGGCUCUUUUUGUUUAUUGGUUUUGCUUUCAUGGCUGGGGGCCUUGCAGGAUCUAUUAGCGUGAUGUGUAUAAAAUACCUCAUUCCUGACUAUGGUGAUCCAUUCGCGUAUUGGGGCAUCUGUAACGUAGUCCAGAAUUCCCUCAUUAUGAUAAGUGCCGCUUUGCUAUGGAUCACAGUAAACACAGAAUCAGAGUACCAAUACAACUUUACGAUCUAGGUGAAGCUGCGGAGCUGUCUAGACGAUGGACAUUUUGGAGAAAACAAAAAGAAAUCGUAGUAUCAGAGAUGUAGUUCUCGGU
Molecule: messenger RNA, 667 nt
Organism: Lobosporangium transversale
Lineage: Eukaryota; Fungi; Mortierellomycota; Mortierellomycetes; Mortierellales; Mortierellaceae
Exons: 5
Coding region: 28-585 (185 amino acids)
Biological process (GO): late endosome to vacuole transport via multivesicular body sorting pathway; protein targeting to vacuole
Cellular component (GO): Vps55/Vps68 complex; fungal-type vacuole membrane
Source: RefSeq, a predicted model, not a curated record